Molecule: messenger RNA, 9262 nt
Organism: Belonocnema kinseyi
Lineage: Eukaryota; Metazoa; Arthropoda; Insecta; Hymenoptera; Cynipidae
Gene: Rbp6
Product: RNA-binding protein Musashi homolog Rbp6
Exons: 12
Coding region: 659-1567 (302 amino acids)
Cellular component (GO): cytoplasm
Molecular function (GO): RNA binding
Source: RefSeq, a predicted model, not a curated record
UCCUCUAUAUUUGCGGGGCACCCCACCAGCGCAAAUCACUACCUCCCCUCGCUACGGCUCCACUGCCCGGGACUCCACGGCCGCCCCAUUCCGUUCUCGGCGCCACAGCGUGUAGCAUUACUCGUAACACAGAGGCAAGUCGUGCCCUACCUGUCAGUCCACACACCGCGAUUGACAGUAGCGUAACCACAAAGUAGCCCGCUGGUACCAUCCGCGUCGUCCGAAACGUUCGAAACCUCGCCGGACUCCUCCCCUGGUUUUAUCGUUUGAUUUGUGCAUCAAACCGGUAUCGCGUCGUGCAAUCGCGAGAGUUAGCAAGUUUCUGGGAUACCAAUUCUUUUCGCUUGUGUGAGCUGAUCUUGCAGAAUUCCGCCGGGUGUUUAGGUGCGAGUGCAAGUCCAAUAUCUGGUGAAAAAGUCGGAUAUUUGGUGAAGAAAUCGCGGAUCUGUGAUUCUUGUUUGGAGCCAACAGGUUCCUCUGAUACGCGUGCCGGGAGCCAAUCGCCGCGUGCGUGCUUCCAGCCAAACCGAAAACCAAGAGGAUUAGCGUACUUGGUACUGAAUCGGUACUAAGGGAGAAGGAUUUCGUUUCUAGUCAUCUCAAAGUGUACAAGACGGCAGUCACCACGUACAUCACACCACUUAUCACCUCUGAGAAGAUGGUGACAAGGACAAAGAAGAUAUUCGUCGGCGGCUUAUCAGCGCCGACGACGCUGGAGGACGUCAAAAACUACUUUGAACAGUUCGGCCCGAUAGAGGACGCCAUGCUUAUGUUCGACAAGCAAACAAACAGGCACAGAGGUUUCGGCUUCGUCACGUUUCAGAGCGAAGACGUAGUCGACAAAGUGUGCGAGAUUCACUUCCACGAGAUCAAUAACAAAAUGGUCGAAUGCAAGAAGGCACAACCAAAGGAGGUGAUGCUUCCGGCGAAUCUGGCGAAGACGCGGGCGGCUGGCAGAGGUGCAUACGAUUUUAUGUGGUCCCUAGGAGCAUUACCUGAUGGUUUCCCAGCGGCAGCGUACGCGGCAUACGCGGCAGGUCGCGGAUAUUCUGGGUACCCUAGUUUCGGACUACCCUAUCCGACAGGAAUGUCGGCAGUUUUCUACCAUGGGACUGGAAUCGAGGGCUACUCAUACGCCAAGGGACCAAUCCAACAUUAUCAAAGGCCUGCGCUUCGGAAGGAAUUGGAUCUUACAAAUGGACAGCUCACCCCGAACAACAACACGCCCUUGCUCACGCAAGCCCUUUCUGUGAUGAACAACUAUCAAGCGGCAGCCCAAGCAGGAUUCCCACCAGCGUCGCCGCAUGGGGCUGGUGGUCAUGGAGGACCUCAAGGCCGCUCGUUUCCUGCAGCCAACUCGCCAGGGCCCAUCGACAUGUACAGUUCGAGUGCUGCAGCCGCAGCAGCAGCAGCAGCCGCAGAUUCUGCAGUAGCCAGCUACGUCCAGGCCGCAGCUAGUCCGCAGCCCCCCACCACCGCGUUUCCCGCAAUCGCAGUUUCCCGCGCCCCGCUCAACUAUAACCCCGGUCCUCUGAUACCAGCGGCAUUCACUAAUGGCUACCAUUGAGCCUUGCUACAACCUAUCAACAGGAUGGACGAGAGGGUAGAGCGCAGCAUGGUCGACUGAUGGCACAACGAGUUACACGAAGGCUUCGAAAAUGUAGAAAGAUGUGGUCAGACAGAGCUCGGACAUAAAGUAGACGAGGGACCGCGACGUGGGCAAUCGUUUCCGGUGAAAAGGCUUCAUGUUCCGGAAGUGACCGCCAGCGAUCAAGUGUGGUCAUAUGUAUAAGAGUCUCGAUGAGAGAAAAUGGAGCCACGAUCGUCGCAGGCAUCGCAACCAGAACGUGAUUUGUUUCACGAGAAAAGUGAGCAAAAGUAACCAUAAAGGCAUGCUGAGGAAAAGAGGUUCAUUAAAACGAAGACAGCAUCAAGACAGUCACAGGAGUCAUCAGUGACCGAGAUUCCAGACAACCCGACCUCUAUAUAGUCGAGCCACAGCCGAACCUGCAAUUUGGCGCCAGCCCGUUCUCCGACAUUAUUAAAUAAUAUAAUAAUUAAUUUAAUUAAUAAUUAUUAUUAAUUGCUAAAUCAAUAAGCGGUUAAGUAUAUAAAAAAAAUAUAUAUAUAAUAAAUGAUUGAUAAUUACUAGAUAACGUAUGAUCUUAGGGUUUAAGCGAAAGGCAGAAUACCAAUUCACGUACGAACAAUUAUAUGAUGGUGAUGGUAAUGAUGAUGAUGAUGGUUAUUAAUUUAUAACUAAUCACUACGGCAUGCUCACAUGCUAAGGAAACGCGUUUGCGCUCGGGAAACCGAUGGCGUUGUUUUUUUCACCCCCUGGAUAAAAAAUGACAAAAUUCGGUGAAUCGUCCUUUCCUUGGGUCUGCGACACAUGCAAAGAAGUUACAUUCGUACACACGUUACAUGUUUGGUGUGACGUUAUUUAUAUUACUCAUCACCGAAAAAAAUAACAGAUCGAAAAUCAUCGAGCGUCAAGUCAACGCGAGAUUCUUCAAUCGGCCAAGACUUGUUAUAAAAAGUAUUGUUUUCAACCCUCUUGGGUAUAGAUUAUCGACUUGAGGAAUAAAGUCACCUCGCGCGAUUUGACGCCGGAUCUUCGAAAUAAGUGGCGAAAUAAUGGCUGUUGAAUCGGCGCGUAUAGUUACCUAUCGAUUACUCGAAUUAACCCCAUACAUAUUACGCAGGUUGAUUAUUACUAUUCAAUCUUGAGGCUCCUUUUAGGCUGAAUUCGCGACCCUUUUUUUUCAUUCCUCAUCAGUAUUUUCUCAACUUAAAUGCAGCCUCAAGGUUUCAAUUUACAGCGACUGCGAUCUCAUGCGCUUCUUGCUUUCCAAUUUUAUGAAAAAAAUUAGUUGCAAUUAAUUUAUGAUCUUAAGAAUUUGCGGAAGCGCAUGCGAAAAAUUUUGUAGCCAAAUCCACUUUCAGGGAAAAACGGGAACAGCUUUUUCAACAUUUUAACAAUAUUUAGACUGCUAUUCAACAAUUGGAUUCUCAAUGAUAGAAAUCUUAAUAUUGUUUACGGAAUUGAGCAGUCUCGGUUUUCCCUGGCAUAGAAACCGAAACACAAAUUGCUUCGAACGUUUAAACUACACACAUUCACACAAGCACGAAAAAUAAAGACUCGCACUUAAUACUGUUAUAUACGACUAACGAUACAUUUAAUGUUUUUAAAGACACCAAAAUCGUUCUCGUCCGAAUGUAAAGAGUGUUAUAGUCACGUGACAAAUGUUAGCCCACUUGGCAGUUAAGUAUUCUGUGUAAAAGAAAAAAAGGAAAAAAAACCUAAAGAGAAAAUCUUCGUGCAUUGCUGGCCAAGAUAAGGUUCUAACGCUACGCACAAAACCGGCAUCGAAAAAAAUUGGAAUACCACGUAUAUAUAAUCUUAUAUUUUGUAUUUUUGUCUAGUUGCAAACUUACACUUUUAUUCUUAGCAAAAUCGAGUCAGCUGGAUAAAAUCUUGCGAAUCUGUUUCAAUUCGGUAGAUUAGGUUCAUUGUAUAAUUUGUAUAUUGUCAGGAACGUUUGCGGUGUUUAAUCUGUGAGAUUAUUGAAAAUCCGAUAACGAAGUUUUGUUGAUUCGAUAUUUAUUAUCAUUAUUAUUAAUCGUAAAAUUUUAUUACUAAUCUUGAAAUUAUUGAUAUUAUUAAAUUUGCGAAAGAGACUAAUAAUUGAGGUUAUUUGUAUUAUAAGUAUUGAAUAUACGUACAACGGUUAUAGUGCGAUUAUAUUGUAUUCAACGACAGGGUAAAAAAAUUCUCUUUGGGAAUCGCCGAUUUUUUUCUGCUUGUGAGCAUCACUCACACUAAUAUAAGUCAAUUCUUACAAUAUUUGGAGAGGAAUACAAAAAUAUAAAUACUAGUAAAUUACGGCAGUUUCGGGUUGGUGAAUUAAAAAAAGCGUUUCGCUUUUUGGGCUCAAGAUUGAUGCUCUCUUGGCAGAAAUAAAAAUCAGUUGCGUCUCGAUUUUAACAGUAAUCAUUAUGAAAAUAUCUAGUGUGUGUAUUGGACCAAACGUGGUAUCCAGAAAUUAGGUCAAAUUUAAAUGCCGGAGAACAAAUGAGGCAAAGAAGAAAUGAUUUAAUAAAUGCUGUAAAGAACAAGGAAUGUGAAGAGAGAUUUUGCACGAGAAAUAAUCGAGCGCAUUCGACCGCAGGAUAUAAUCUAUAUAAAGUAAUACUCGUAAGGCAAUAAGACGAGAUUCAAACUACAUGAAUGUAUUUCUUUCAAAAAGCAAUACGAGGAUAUAACACCAGCUCAAGGGAACCGUAUAAUAAUAAUAAUAAUAAUAAUAAUAAUAAUAAUGGAGUUUGACCGAGAUACUCAGAUAAGGUAUGCUUGGAAAUAAAUAAAAGCAUCGAGGAAGUACGACCCAAGAUUAGUUAAGCGACUUUUGUUACAUCUAGAGGACGCAAGAGACGGUGAUACUCAAUUAUUAUAGAUAUAUUUCUGUCAGCUCGAAGGCAGAGGAGAUUACAAAGUUUGAUUUAAGUACAAAAAUUCCUCUGCCUCGCGAAAAAAAUACUUCCUUUCUCACAGCGUGUUUUUAAAUCCUUUUCCGAGUAGAGCGAAAUUUUAAUCGCUCGUCACAAUGCUUUGAACGAAGGCUAACAAUAUUUGAUACAUGUACAGAACCACAGCGGGGAUUACGAUCAAUUAUUAAUGGAUGUAAUGGAGGAUGAGAACGCAGGAAAGUGAAGCUAGGCAGAUGAAAAAAAAGGAAGUGAGAGGGAUAGGAAACAAAUAAUAAAAGUACAGUCCACACGUUUAUAUAAAUAUAUAUAUAUAUAUAUAUAAAAUAUAAAUAAAUAUGAAUAUUGAAAUAUUACAUCUAUAUCUGGCAGAAAAAAAGAGUAUAUGAUUAACGUCUAAGGCGCGAAAUAAUAAUUAUGGAGAUGAAGAGAUAUUGAUCAAUUGUUUUAUGCAUUUGUAUAUAAUUAUUGAUGUUUUAAAGCUAAUAUACUAUUGUACUGUAAUUUGAUCACCGGUCAGGAAGCGCGUGGGGAUCGCGAGGGUGGAGCUCGUUUCGUGUUUCAGACAGGUCCGAUUUGCUGUGUUUUUUUACGAAAAAAAAUUAUUUAAGGGAUUAUAGAACAAACACGAUAUUGGCCGCUCGCUUUCGAGUCCCACCCCUCCGCGCGUUGCUAUAUAUAUACAUACACAUAUACAUAAAUAAUGACAGUAUAUAUAUAUAUAAAUAUAUACAUAAAAAGGAGGAAAACCCGACAUAUUACUAUAUAUAAAUAUUAUAAAUAAAUAGAUAUAUAUAUAUUAUAAAUAAAUAAUGACGAUAAAGAAAGAAUAUCCACGGGAAAAAGACCGUGCGAGGGAGGGAUGCAGAGAUUUCACAAAAGGUGAAUAAUUAAUUAAUUCUAUUAAUUAAUUAAUAAGUAACUUAUUAGCGAUUACCAUUCCGAGGUGAGUUGUUGAUUAGUCGAGGAAUGAAGGAUUCCGCCAAGAGGGUUUACUCUCAUUGUUUUAAUUUCCAUACCAAUGCAUACAUCGAUUAUUGUUUGAAUUCUUUUAUAAUAAUUGAAAAUUGAACGAUUCUUCGUUUGGUGAAGGGAAACAAAUUUAAUCAAGGUUUAACCUUAUUUUUUGUGAAUCGUUUGGUAUCGAUAUUUUAAUUUAUGCAAAGAGGCGGAACGGAAAACGGGGAAUCGUUCGCAUUUUGCUAGAAGAUGCAGAUGCACAUUGCACAAUUACACGCAUACACAUACACGUGUAGAUUCAAAUUCAUUCAGAGGGUAAUGCGCAGGAGAUAGAAUUUCAAGGAAAAGUAUUUCGAGGGAAUCUCAUGUUUUUAUAUUCAGUUGAAAAAUCUAGAAGUCAAUUUUUAAUCAAGUGGAGAUCAAGGUAAAUGUUGAUGGUGAAGAAGAUUCGGCUGUCAUCUUCCAGAAACCAGUUAGAGAAAUCCUGUAAAAAGUUAAAGAGCCUAAUUUUCUCUAUGAGGGUUCUAUUAAUGUAAGAAAGACCUAAGGAUCGACGACAGAAUAGCAAAAGUUCAUCCAAGGAUUAUUGUCUUCGAUUUAAGAUUAUCUUGAAUUUAAAAUCAUCUUCAAUUAACGUAAAAUGAGAACCUAGACGAGGAGAUACGAUAUUUUUAUGUAUCUUACGAUAAUCGAUGUUAGCUAGAAGUCUGUGUUAAGUUAAUCUAAAAAAAUCGAUCAACUUUUAUAAAUGCCAAAUAAUGCUUUGCCAAGUUUUUACAUUUUGAGCAAGAGAUUCAGUGUGUACUUUAACCUCGACUUGAUUCCAACGAUUCACUCGUGUCAAUCGCUCGCACGAUUAAUACGUGUUAUACGAUAUUUCCUUCUAUCGAGUCUGUUGUUAGAAAGUCUAGUUUAGCGAUCUUUGUCAGCGAACAAUAGAGCGUUAUUCUUUUGUUUUUGUCGGUCGAUUUUGGAGCUCGUCAAAAGCUACCUGCUAAUUUAAAAAAAGUAGAGAUGCUCUUUUUAUUGCGACGUGAUCCAAAGUGACAACGAAAGAAAGGAUUUAAAGACCGAGCACGAAGAACAAGAGAAAGGACGGCUUAGGUAGAUAGACAAUUUUUUGAGAAUUUUUCGAGCGCGUUUUACUUUUUGUACAUCAAAAAAAAAGCGCCGAAUACGCUUUUGCGACGAAUGCGAUCGUACAAUAUCUGAUCCAAUUUUCAUCUCUGAGUGAAGAAAAAAAAUACCUGUAUUGUUUUUUAUUGAAGUUGUGACAACUUUUUUUUCUGGGCUGAGAGUUUGAAAUUGGAGGUCAGAUCCUCUAACUGUGUUUUCUUUUUUGUUUUUAUGUCUGUUGAGUUAUUACUAUUAUUAUUGUAUUUUAAUUCUUAUUAUAAUUACUAUAAUUACUAUUGUAUUACAUUUGUCAUUAUGCCGUUAUUAUUCUGUACAUCUUAAAAAGAUUAGGGUUUAUUGUUUGUUCACUCACUGUAAGAGUACCGCUCACGUUUAUCGAACCGCGACUGCGAGCCUCUUUAAACCACGAAACUAAAGUGGGGAAGCGCUACAACUCUUACAGAAUAUCUGCAAAUUAAUAUAUUAAAAGUUAGUAACUUGAAACAAAAUUUUCUGAAGUAAUUUAUCGUGAAAAAAUUUAUCUUUAUUUCAUGAAGAGGUAGUUUAAAAUAAAAGCCAAAUGAGGUUUAAUAUAUUCUCUACGCUUCCCUGCUUUAAACUAUCUGGUGUAAAGAGGCUCUUUUUUGUCUUCGACUUUCCCCCUCAUUCUCUCUCUCACUCUCACUCGCUCUUUCCAACCUUUCUCUCUCCCUUUUCUCUCAGACAUACAAUUUCUCUCUCUUUCUCUCUCGUUUUCCCGCGAUUUGACAUUAAAAUCGUGAAUUAACAAGAAGACAAAAGCCGAUUUCAGCGCCUUGUUUCAAAAUUCGAAUGCAAGUCCAACUGUGGCUCAUUUUUAGCUUGCGUUUAAGUGAUUUCGAACUGCAGUCCGAAUUAAGAACAAGGUCGCUGCUUUGGCUCAAAAAAGACUCGGAGCUGAAUUGCGGUAUCGCGAAACGUGAGUUCGUGUAGACAUUUCGAUACGCGCAAAUAGCCAUAGCGUCAUACCGUAUGUAUAUAUUUACACGACAAAAUAUAUAUGCACACAAUUACACUAUAUAAGCAUACAAUGAUGUAUUCGCGCUUUAAUUAUGUAUACCCAACGAACCUUUACUUUAAUCGUUCUUUCAUUGAUUAACGCGAACCGAACAAUAUCGAUAAGACCGUUACACUCUGUGAAGCACUUAAUAGUUAAGAAAAAAAAAUUAUUAACCGGCUUGCUUAACAAAUUGCUCUACUAUGAUAAUAUAUUAAUUUGCGAAUGCGAUUUUUUAUAUUUGAAAGUUGUCCUCUGAUUCUGUGGAGAAGAGUUCAAUUAGCAGUUUAAUAAAUUUCAAAAUGGUUAUUAAAAUAAUGGUAUUACUAUUUCUUAAAUAUUCCCUUACGAUAUUGUCCAUUAAUUUAAUUUCGGACUUAAAUUUAUGUCUUUAUAUAAUUAGAGUUCUCAUUGUGGAAAAGGUGGGCUGGAAAAAGUGUUUCGUUUGACUAAUUGUAAAUCAUAGCAAUAUGUUAAUUAUUUCUAAUAGAGAUCUCUAAGUUAUUUCUAAUUUGCGCGAGAAUUUAUUGGCGUCUCGUGUCCUUAGUUAUUCAUCUCCUUGCUCAAAAGCAAAAGUCCGAAAGGCCAGUGAAAUUCAAUAGUCAAUUAAUAGGCAAGGCUUAAAAUGUAUCGCAUCAUGCGCUCAAAUUCAAUAUUACAGCUUUGCAAAAUAGCAAGAGGUUUGAGAAUUGAUCGAAACUUUCUUUAGGGUGCGAGAAGUAGUAACCAUUGGGCGAGGACAAGUCUAUAUUUUUGCGUAAGUCUUAUUCAAUUUUGACUUUUACAUAUCAAGAUGAUCUGUGAGAUCUAAAACUUUCAUAUACGUAAUCAACUUGGACAAACUGGUUCUGAUUUCUAUUAUUUUUCUCAAGUUACUUUAUGAAAUAAAACCGAAAUUAUUCCUGAGCAGGAGACAAGUUGUCGAAAUCAGCGUCACUAGACAUCUUUGCUUAUGUUAGAAGUAUACCACUCUUUUAUUUUGCUAUAUAUAUAUAUAUAUAUAUAUAUAUAUAUAUGUCUGUACGCAUGUAUAUAUGUGUGUAUUUUUUAUUUCGAGGAUUUAUUUUCAAACUUGUAAGACACGGAAAUUUCCGUACCGGAGAUAAUGCAAGAUUGAAAAUGUUCGAAUUAAAAAAUAUUCAAGUAGAAUAUAAUAGAAAUUAAAACCUUAUGAACUUGAAUUAAAUUAACCUUGAAUUGUUUCCCAGAAAGGAAUCUGAAUUUUAUAAGUAAAAGUAAAAUAUUUGACACAACUGUGAUGAAAGUAACUAUUUUCCUACAUUUAACCGAAAAGUUUUCUUUACAUGAGACGCUUUUUCGACAAUUUUGUUCACAACCUGAAGCAAGCAGGAAGUAAAAAAGCACAAAAAGCGUAUGUGUGACAUUCGAGAUAUCCUGUAUUUUUUAUUAUGUAAAAAUCGUAGGAGUGAAGAAUUUCCACUUGAGUGUAACGCGGAUGAGAAAGAAUCCGGCGACGAGAAAGUGAAUGACGUUGUAGCAAGGGUCGAGUGUUAUAAUGGAUGUGAAAGAAAGGGUAGAAACGAUUCGAGGGUGCAGAGUAUAAUGUAUCUCAGAAGCGGAAGUCUCACGAGUUUCCGUCACUGAAGUCGAGCGCCAUUUAAUAUGGAAUGAAAAUGGUCUCCCAAAAAAAAAAAAAAAAAA